Lindgomyces ingoldianus is the source of this 939-nucleotide messenger RNA. RefSeq lists its product as uncharacterized. The transcript has a single exon. The record is from RefSeq and is a predicted model, not a curated record. Lineage: Eukaryota; Fungi; Ascomycota; Dothideomycetes; Pleosporales; Lindgomycetaceae. Bases 1 to 939 code for a protein of 312 amino acids.
AUGCCAUUGCCCAUCGAGCUCGUACUCAACGUAAUUCAUUGUUUGCUCCCAAGCAACCCUGACGUCUUUCUCCCAUCCUCCCACCCAAUCACAAAGACGUUAUUAUCCUUCACCCUAGUGUGUCGGGAAACAUGUAGAGUUGCUUCCCGCUACUUGCGCCAGUAUUGUGUCUACCUAUCGUCCGGGCCUCGACUUCGUGCCUUCCUCCUAGGGAUUCCAACAGAUCCAGAGUUGCGGAAUACGACUGCUCUCGUACUGGCUCCAUUUGGCAACACCAUUGAUGAUCAACCAACCGCUACCUGGGUUCGGGAACUGUUCUUCUACACAUGUUCGAGCCUCACGCGCCUUAUUAUUGAUAUUCCUCUACGUAGCUUGUACCCGGAGCACGACCACCUCGAUGUCCGCCGCAUUCUACGGGCGGGCUUCUGUCGGCUAGAGAAUCUUGAAGAAUUCGUUAGCGUGCGAGAUGAACUCUUCCUUGACCUGACACAUCACGGUAGCGAACCUUCAGUAUGGCAAUCGUGGCCCAAACUCCGACGCCUGGGAUUGUACAAUGUUGACGCUGAUAUGGGUUUCUGGCUUAACAUUGCGAAAAUGCCCCACUUGGAGACCUUAGUCCUAACACGUGCGGACUCGCUCUCGGACGUCGACAUUAAACAUUCCCUCUUCCUCAAUGCUAGCCCAAACGCCGACCUUCGUCUAAAAAUCCUCAUUAUAUAUAUCGGGGAAGACCCGAUACUACCCCUACACCUGGCCCAGAUUCCUUGGAGCAAAAUAGAUCCAGGUGGAAAGGUUACAGUUAUGCUGUACAAGAUAGGGACGUUCUGUCCCGGAGACGUUUCUAUUGAAACAUGCCAAGAGUGGGUAAGGUCGAAGGCUGAGGAUGGGACUCUGUGGGAUCUCGGUGGGGAAGUGGUUGCUCCUCAUGAAAAUUUGUGA